Aspergillus viridinutans is the source of this 399-nucleotide messenger RNA. RefSeq lists its product as uncharacterized. Bases 1 to 399 code for a protein of 132 amino acids. Lineage: Eukaryota; Fungi; Ascomycota; Eurotiomycetes; Eurotiales; Aspergillaceae. The record is from RefSeq and is a predicted model, not a curated record. The transcript has 2 exons.
AUGGCAAGCUCUUCCACCGACAGAACAACCGACAACGCCGUCAACCACGAAAGAACCUCUACCCAGGGUGGUGCCAGCGCCAAACCCACACCCGCCAACAACGCAGGCGGUGGUUCCGGAUGGGGCGACAAGGGGUUCUUCAAGGGGGGCACAGGCACAGAGGGACCGGGACAUGUGGACGCUGCGAACCCCAAGUCAUCAAUGGGCAAGUUCCUAGGUCUGAGUUCGCAGAAGGGUGCUGCGAGCUCGAACUUUGAGCAGCGGACUCAGGGGGCGUCCGAUAUGUCUGCUAAGGGAACAUCGUGCGAUACUGAGGAUCAUAGUUUCAUGGAGCAUCGGCCUGGAUGUCCUGAGACGCUGCCUGGGUGGUCGAAGACGAAGGGGGUGAUGGAUAUGUGA